AUGAACCAACCCCCCAAACGCUCAGGUUCAGAGGAGAAUGAACAGGGGGUGGAUUCUGGAAGGUUCGGUCCACGAGCCUGGAGGUUCGGACUAAAGAGGCAGAGGACGCAUGGGCAAGCACUGACACUUACCACUUGUCUCUCAUCUCCCUCCCCCCAUGUAGGUUCAGAGGAGAAUGAACAGGGGGUGGACUUCUGGAAGGUUCGGUCCACGAGUCUGGAGGUUCGGAUCAAAGAGGCGGAGGACGCCCGGGCGAGCAUCACUGCCCAGGCUGUAGCUCUGGCACAACGCAACCAGGAGCUGACGAGCAGAUUGAGACAGUUUCAAGAGGAGGGCGACACAGCAGCAUUCGCAGCGUUGGAACAACAACUGACAGACGUCAAGCUGCGCCUCGACCGCGCCCUCCAAGAAUGCUCCUCCCUCGCCGGCACCAGCAGUGACAGGGCAGCACUCAGAGGGACGCUAGGCCUGGAUCCCUCUGGAAACAUCACCAUGAAUAUGAUUCCAAACAGCAGCAGCGGGGGAGAUCUGGCUGCAUUAGGGUUAGGGCUAGGGUCUGCUCGGAGGAUGGGUGCUGGGAGUUAUUUUCCCGAUGCUGCCGGGGCUGCUGGGGGGGGAGCGGGGCGCGUGGGGGGGAAGGGAGGCGGAAAAGGAGGAGGGGGGAUGGGAGGGGCGGGUGACGGGUUGAAUCUUCAGGUGGCGUUGGAAAGAGCGCCGUUUAUGAUCGCGCACCUGGACACGAGUUUGAGAUACACCUGGGUGUUCAACCACAACCUGCUGGUGAAUCAGGUGAGAACAACAGAGCUCAGUGGAGGAGGCGAUGGAGAUGAAGCAGAGGGCGCUAGCCACCCCACUUCUCUUACACUCCUUCCCUUCCCACUUCUCUUUUUCCUCCCAACUCCCUUUCUUCCCGUCCCCACUCCCAACUCCCCUUCCCCCCCAACUCCCCUUCCCCCACAACUCCCGUUCCCCCACAACUCCCAUUCCCCCCACAACUCCCAUUCCCCCCCAACUCCCAUUCCCCCCCAACUCCCAUUCCCCCCCAACUCCCAUUCCCCCCCAACUCCCAUUCCCCCCCAACUCCCAUUCCCCCCCAACUCCCAUUCCCCCCCAACUCCCAUUCCCCCCCAACUCCCAUUCCCCCCCAACUCCCAUUCCCCCCCAACUCCCAUUCCCCCCCAACUCCCAUUCCCCCCCAACUCCCAUUCCCCCCCAACUCCCAUUCCCCCCCAACUCCCAUUCCCCCCUACUCCCAUUCCCCCCAACUCCCAUUCCCCCCCAACUCCCAUUCCCCCCCAACUCCCAUUCCCCCCCAACUCCCAUUCCCCCCCAACUCCCAUUCCCCCCCAACUCCCAUUCCCCCCCAACUCCCAUUCCCCCCCAACUCCCAUUCCCCCCCAACUCCCAUUCCCCCCCUACUCCCAUUCCCCCCCUACUCCCAUUCCCCCCCAACUCCCAUUCCCCCCCUACUCCCAUUCCCCCCCUACUCCCAUUCCCCCCCAACUCACAUUCCCCCCCAACUCCCAUUCCCCCCCAACUCCCAUUCCCCCCCAACUCCCAUUCCCCCCCAACUCCCAUUCCCCCCCAACUCCCAUUCCCCCCCAACUCCCAUUCCCCCCCAACUCCCAUUCCCCCCCAACUCCCAUUCCCCCCCAACUCCCAUUCCCCCCCUACUCCCCUUCCCCCCCAACUCCCCUUCCCCCCCUACUCCCAUUCCCCCUCUACUCCCCUUCCCCCCCAACUCCCCUUCCCCCCCUACUCCCAUUCCCCCCCUACUCCCCUUCCCCCCCUACUCCCAUUCCCCCCCUACUCCCAUUCCCCCCCUACUCCCCUUCCCCCCCUACUCCCAUUCCCCCCCUACUCCCAUUCCCCCCCAACUCCCAUUCCCCCUCAACUCCCAUUCCCCCCCAACUCCCAUUCCCCCCCAACUCCCAUUCCCCCAUCCCCAUCACCACUCAGGACAUGAUAGGGAAGAGGGACUAUGACAUCCUGCCACAUGGCACUCUGGGAGUGGAGGAGGCGAUGGAGAUCAAGCAGCGGGCGCUGGCCACUGGCAAGGCGCAGCGGGGCGAGGUGGUGUGGCAGCUUCCUGGAAGGCCCCCCAUGGUGUGGGUGACAACUGCCCGGCCAAUCAGGGACGAGAAGGGGCGGACUGUGGGAGUGACAACAUCGAGCGUGGAUAUAACAGAGGAGGCGCAGUACAAGGAGCGGCUGAUGGCUCUACGAGCAGAGAUGAUGGUGCGCAGCACAACGGAGAAGGAGCUGCGGCGCGCAUAUGAGCUCACAGAGGACGCCAUGCGCGCCAAGUCCAUGUUCCUCGCCAUCAUGUCCCACGAAAUCCGCACCCCGCUCAACGGGAUCCUCGGAUUGGCCGAAGUUCUGCUCGAAUCUGGAGCGUUGGAUGAGGAGCAGCGCGAGAUCGUCGAGACGAUGAUGUCAUCGGGCGUGAUCAUAUCGGAUAUUCUCGCGGAUAUUCUAGAUCUCGCGAGUAUGGAGGCUGGGGAGAUGAAGCUGGAGGAGCACCCCUUUGAGCCCGUCGCGGUGGUGAAUCAUAUCUUAAAAAUGGCCAUGGCUGCCACUAAGGAGAAGGGGAUUAAAGUCCUAGCGGAUAUUUCUCCGGAUAUUCCGGCGCAGAUAUUAGGAGACGAGCUGCGGGUGCGGCAGGUGAUUAAAUACCUGGUUCUGAACGCGAUUAAGUUCACACACACGGGGCAUAUUUUGCUGCGGGUGUCUGCGCAUGAUAGGGACCCGUCUGCUGCUAUCGUGAAGGCUACUGGCGCGUAUGCUGUGGGGGGGUGGAACGUUGCUGGAGGAGGAGGAGGAGCAGGAGCGGGAGGGGGAGGAGCGGGAGGGUCCGGUGCUGCGGCUACUCUAGGCCGGGGGAAAGGGCUGGCUGUGGAAAUGCACAGUCAUAAUAAGGGCGCAAGGGCAGGGGGAAUUGGGCGGUUACCGCUGCUGUCAGAUGUUACGGAGGAGCAUUUGAAGAAGCUGGCGAGUUUGGGGAGUUUGGAGCAGGCAGCGCCGCUACUGGCUGAGCUUCCGACUGAGGUGUAUGAGGAGGAAGAGGAGGAGGAGGAUGGGGAUAGCGAGAGGACGAGAGGGGAGGAGGAGGGGGGGAUGCUGAGACCUGGAGGGGGAGGAGCAGGAGGAGGGUUCUGGGGCUCGAUUGUACCAGCAGGAGGAGCAGAGAAGGGGAAGGGGAAAGCGGCAGCAGUGGAGAGGCAGAUAGGCGGGGAUAUGGACGUGUGGCUGUGGUGCGAGGUUCACGAUACAGGAGUGGGGAUCCCUAAAGACGCCUUCCCUCUCCUCUUCGAGAAAUUCACCCAAGUGGAAGGUGGUCCCACUCGGGCCUACGGCGGCACUGGGCUUGGUUUAGCUAUCUGCAAGCAGCUAGUAGAGCUGAUGCAUGGGAAGAUGGCAAUCAAGUCGAAGGUGGGAACCGGGUCGGUGUUUGCGUUCUCGGUGUGCUGCCAGCGCACCACUCCCCGCUCCCGCCCCGUGUCGCCCACGGGCGCGAACGCGAUUGCUGCGGCUGUGAACGCGCCGUUUGGGUUUCCCAAGAGUGUGUCUGUGUCGGGGCCUUCGCCUGGGUCUGUGGCUCGGGCGCUGUCUCCUGUGAGGGAGCACAUGGGGCAGGUGAGGGGAGGAAGGGGGGGGGGCGAGGAUGAGUAUACGGAGGAGGAGGAAGAGGAGGGGGAUUAUGAGAGUGAAUAUACGGAUGAUUCGCCGAUUGCCAUCACGCCCAAGCACUUGCGUCAACCACGGGGAGCAGCAGCAGCAGCAGCAGGAGCAGGAGCAGCGGGAGCAGGGGUAGUGGGAGGGGGGCUGGCAGGGCUGCUAGCCCGAGCCAAGGCGAUGAAAGGGGAGGUGGGGGGGUCAGGGGAGGGGCUAUCUGGGGGAGGUGCAUCUGGUGCGGGCGCCUUGCCAGGUGCUGGGUCGCUGCCUUCUCUGUCCCCUGCAUCAGCGAAAGGCCCAGAGACAAAGAUCCUGGUGGCUGAAGACAACCCCGUGAGUGUGAAGGGGUUAUGGUGGGGUCAACGUGAUGGUGCUGCUCUCCAUGCUCAAGCGCCUGGGGCUGCUAGCCACAGUGCAUGUGGUGGUGUUGGGUUGGCCCCCAUGCCUCCCCAUGACCCCCAACCCCCCAUUCCCCCCCACACCAUGCCCCUUAUGAUUUUACUGCAGGUGAAUGUGAUGGUGCUGCUGUCCAUGCUCAAGCGCCUGGGGCUGCGGGCCACAGUGGCCAAGAACGGUGUGGAGGCGUUGGAAGCGGUGCGGAGGGAGCGGUUCGACCUGCUGCUGUCAGACCUCUGCAUGCCGCUCAUGGACGGGUUGCAGGCCGCCUACCUGAUCCGGCAGUAUGAGCGCACGGGGGUGUUUCCAGAGGAGGAGGUGGAGCGAGCGAAGCACAGAGGAGCACCGGCAGGGGAUGAGAAAUCCGGAAUCGCCUGGCAGCCCCCCUCCAACCUCCCCCUCUCCUCACACCGAGGGGCCCUGCCUCGCCUCCCCAUCGUAGCCGUUACUGCAAACGCUCUUAAGGAGGAUGAAGAGCGGUGCUAUGCGGUGGGGAUGGACGGGUUUCUCGGGAAACCGGUGCAGUUUCCAAAGCUGAAGGAGGCGAUUUCUGAGUUUAUAGAACUCCCCGGGUCACGGUUGCUGCAAGGAGCUGGGAGUGGAGUGAGUGGAGGAGUUGGGAGAGGGGGAAUUGGGCAAUCUAACCCCAAUUCAGGGGCAUCAGGAGGGUUACUAUCCAUGGGGAGUGGGGUAGCAGCGCUCCUAGCAGGCAUCCCCCCACAAGCUGACGCCCCUGGGUUUCCCGCCCCGUCCAAGCUCUCGGGCGGCGUUCAGCGUCUCGUAGUGCCCGCCCGGACGAGCAGCUACAGUGGAUCGGGAUCGGCGAGCGGGAGCAUGACUUACACAGGGGAUGAGGAGGAUUAUCAGGGGGAAGAGGGGGAAUUCGAUGAGGAUUACGAUGGGGAGUAUGAUGAUUACGAGUCGACUGUUUACUCGCCUAGAUCUGCAGCGGUUAGGCGCGGUGCCAGAACUCCAGGAGGGGCGAGCACUGCUAGGACCCCGGGGGGUGCGAGUAUGGCUAGAACCCCUGGAACUACCAGAAGCUUCCGAACGUCGAUGUUUUACGAUGGGAGGGAGGAUAGGAGCGUGUAUGGGGGGCCGGGGAGUGUGUAUGGGGGAACAGGGAGUGUGUAUGGGGGAACAGGGAGUGUGUAUGGGGGCGCGGAGAGCGUGUAUGGGGGCGCGGCUAGUAGCGUGGGGGGGAAUAGUCGCGCCACAGGUGUUACCGGUGUUACGGGUGUAACCGGAAUGACUGGUGUGACUGGUUUGACUGGGACGACCAGGGGUGGGAGGGGGAGGGGAAUGUCGAGAGAAGAAGCAGCAGCAAGGGAAUCGGCAAUGAGAGAGGCUUAUAACCAGUACUUUCUGAAUGCGGGUCUGCCUCCCACCACUGCUGCUGCGGCCGCGGCAGCGGCAGUAGCGGCAGCAGCAACUGCUGCUGCUCGUGCUGGUAAUGGUGGUGGUGGGGGUGGGGGAGGAGGAGGUUUCCCCAGGAAUAGGUCAAUUGCUGAGUCUUCAUAUGUUUCUGGGAGGUCUUCUGGAGAUGAGCUUUCAAUCUAUUCGAAAACAACUGGAGGGACCGGGAGGGGAGGGCGGGGAGGCAUGGGCACGGCAACAGGCACGAGCAGCACUGGGACAGGUUCGGAGAGUGGGACGGAGACUGGGACUGGUUCGGAUUUAGGUUCGGAAACAGGUACGGGGACGACAGAUAUACAUGCACAGAGAGUGGUUACGCUGAGAGGGGGGACUGCACCUGUGGGCGGAGGGACGGGAGGAGGAAUGGGAGGAGGGAUGGGAGGAGGGAUGGGAGGAGGGAUGGGAGGGCUAAGAGGGAUGGGAGGGGUGGGAGGGGCAGGAUUAGGAGCAGGAGGGCUAGCAGGCGGAGCAGGGUUAGGAGGAGGAGGAGGAGCAACAGGGGGAUUGUCAGGAGCAACAGCUGCUAAUAUAGCAGCCCUUCGCUAUCUUACCGCCCGUGCUGCAGGUAAUACCGGGGUAGAUGGAACUGGGUUAGGCGGUUUAACAGGGGCUGGUAACCCUGCAGGAGCAGCUGGCACAGGGUAUAAUUUGGGUAAUAACCCUUACUCGUAUAGGGGUACGGGUGUAGGAAUGGGAGGGCCGGGGUCUAUAGGGGGUAGUUCCCUGUCGUCAUUUUCUAAUCCCCAGCGGAAUUUGGCGCAAGGGGGAAGGCUUUUAGGAGGGAAUUUGGCUUAUAACGGAGGUGCUUAUAAUGCAGUGUUGGGUGGUGGGGCGGGUGUUGGGGGGGUGGGAGGAGGGUUGGGAGGGGCAGGAGGCCUGGGCGGAGGUUUGGCAGGAGGCUUGGGAGGAGGUAUGGGAGGAGGUUUGGCAGGUGGUUUGGGAGGAGUGGGAGGAAGAAUGGGGGGAGGUUUGGGUGGGACAGGUGGGUUGGGUGGACUUGGGGGUUCGUCCUUCCAGCAGUUGCAGCAGCUGCAGCAGCAGCUACAGCAGCAGCACCAGCAGCAACAGCAGCAGCAGCAGCAGUUGUUGAGUAGCUAUGGAGGUUUGGGAGGAGCAGGAGCAGGAGCCGGGUUGGCAGGAGGUUUGGGAGGAGGUUUGGGAGGAGGGAUGGGAGCAGGGAUGGGAGGAGGGACGGGAGGAGGAAUGGGAGGAGCAGCAGGGUUUGGAGUGGGCAGCACGAGCAGCGGCAGCUUGCAGCCUGGAGCAAGACAAGGGGCUCGACCAGGGGCAACACUACCCCCCACUGCUGCCGCAGCUGCUGCUGCUGCUGUGGCGGCGGGGAGAAGGAGGCCAAUAGCGAGUGCCACUGUAGCCGGUAAUGGUGGUGCUUUUUUGAGGCAAAACGUGGGAGCAGGUGGUAAUGCUGCUGCUGGUGGUGUUGGUGCUGCUGCUGCUGCUGGCGCUGGUGUUCGUGCUGGUGCUGGUGCUGGUGCUGGUGCUGGUGCUGGUGCUGGUGCUGGUGCUGGUGCUGGUGGUUUGGACGUUAAUGGUGGUGGUGGCGGUGGUGCCUUCGGUGGUAUUGGUGGUGGAGGAGCGAAUGGUCUUGGGGCAGGAGGAUUAGGAGGUGGAUUAGGGGGAGGUGGAUUAGGAGGAGGUGGGUUUGCCAGUCAGACAGCAGGUGGGGUGGGAGGAGGAGCACCAGGUGGAAUUUCAGGUGGGAAUUUGGUCCCUCCGCCCCCUGCGGGGGCCUCUCAGGCGCAACAGCUACAAUACCUGAUUCAGCAGCAGCAGAUGCUAUUGGCCCAGACACACGCUCAGAUACAAGCAAGGCAGCAGCAGCAGCAGCAGCUGCAGCAGCAACAGCAGUUGCAGCAGCAGCGGCAGCAGCUGCAGCAACAGCAGCAGCAAUUGCUGGCAGCAGGAGGGUUGGGGAGGAAUUUAGGGGGAGGUAUGGCUGGUGGUGCGGGGUUAAGUGCUGGUGGUGUGGGAAAUUUGGGGUUAAGUGCUGGUGGUAUGGGGGGUAUGGGUUUAAGUGGUGGUGGGCUAAGUGCUGCCGGCAUGGGUGCUAGUGUUGGGGGGCUGGGAGGAGGUUUGAUGAAUCGGGGAGGAAUGGGGUUGACAGGUAUGGGAACCGCAGGUUUGGGAGGAGCAGGUUUCGGAGCAGCAGGGAUGGGAGCAGCAGGUAUGGGGGCAGCAGGCAUGGGAGCAGCAGGCAUGGGAGCAGCAGGCAUGGGAGCAGCUGGUAUGGGAAUGAGAACUGGAGCUUUGGGGGUUGGAGGGAUGGGCAAUGCUACCUCUCUAGCAUCACUAGGGUUAGGAGGAGGAGGAGCGGGAGGGCAAUUGCGAAGUGAAUUUCAAGGAAUGUGGGGGGCAGGGGACAGAGGAAGAGGAGGAAUGGAAGGAGCAGCAGGAGCAGGAGGAGGAGGAGGAGGGGUGCGGGGCACUGUAGCAGCCCGAGUCGCCCCUCAGCGCCGCCCGGAGUUCCUCGCCGGUAUGGGCAGAGCCCAUAUCCUAGAGCUGGGGCGAGUGGGGGUGGGGGUAAAUGGAGUGAAAGCCAUACCUCCCGAACCACUUCUUCAGCUAAGGGCAGGGAUAUGGACAGGAGAGGUAUGGGAGGAGGUAUGGGAGGAGGGAUGGGAGGAGGGAUGGGAGGAGGGAUGGGAGGAGGGAUGGGAGGAGGGAUGGGAGGAGGGAUGGGAGGAGGGAUGGGAGGAGGUAUGGGAGGAGGGAUGGGAGGAGGGAUGGGAGGAGGGAUGGGAGGAGGGGGAGAAGGGAAUGGGAGGAGAGGGGGGUAUCAAGGAGGGUCCCCUCCUAGGAUGGCUGCAGGGCAAGCGGUUUCAGCAGCAGCAGCAGCCGCAGCAGCAGCGGCUGCUGCAGCAGCAGCGUCGCAGAGAGCACUAG
Closterium sp. Naga37s-1 is the source of this 8388-nucleotide messenger RNA. The record is from the annotation of a GenBank genome assembly. Lineage: Eukaryota; Viridiplantae; Streptophyta; Zygnematophyceae; Desmidiales; Closteriaceae.